Molecule: messenger RNA, 1419 nt
Organism: Durusdinium trenchii
Lineage: Eukaryota; Dinophyceae; Suessiales; Symbiodiniaceae
Source: the annotation of a GenBank genome assembly
AUGUUUGAACAAGAGGUCGAGCAGCAUCUGGAGAAAUUGGCAAAGGCAGAACAAGAAAAAGACACCAAGAGUGUGAGGAGGAGGCUGAACUUUUGCGAGAAACUGAUCCCACCCCCAGACGAAACGAGUGAAGAGGAGGAGGAGGAAGAAGAAGAAGAAAAAGAGAAGGAACAUGAGAAGAAGGAAGAUGUGUGUGAGGAUGAUGAAGAGGCUGAUGACAAGAGCACGGACGCAGGUCUGUCAUCAGAAGCAGAGUCAACAGAUUUGGAUGAUGAUGACUGCAGUUCAGCCGCACCAGACGAGGCUGAAGAGGAUGAGAGCCCUUCAGAGGAUGAGGAAGAGUCAAGUGAAGAGUCUGAAGAGAGUGAGGAGGAGAGUAGUCCCAAGGCAAAGAAGGGUGGAGGGAAGGAUGAGAAGAGUGAACAGGUAAAGGGCAUUCUCAAGGUGUCCCAGAAGGCAGACAACAUGUCUACCACAGCCAAAGCCAAUAGUGUGACGCACAAGAGCCAGUGGGACCAGUUCAACCGACAAAUGCUGGACCGAAAGAAGUUUCCUGCAUCUUUAGCGAGCCACGUGUUGAAGAACAAGAAUGACGUGUUCAACGAGUGGUUGGCCGCGAAGGGGUGUUGGGAAGAUGUUGCUAUCAAGUUUGAGCGCAAGGUUUCCGAGAUCAAGGAGUUCAAGAAAAGUCGUGGAGGUUUAAAGAAAAGGGACAUCCUUCUAAAGUAUCCAAAAGAGAAAGCAGAAGACUUGGUGCGUCGCCUUCGCAGCAAAGGGAUGUGGGAGUGGGAUGAAGAUUUUCCUAACGAUGAGGAGGAAAUCUUCUACUAUUGUGGCACUGGAGGCGAGCUCUCUAAGAAGACAAAGGUUGAAGAAUCUCAGGGGGCUGUCAUCAAAGACAAGACCAGGGAGUGCUUUGACAUCAUGACUCAAGAGGGUGCUCCUUUGGCAGCUGGGGUUUUGCCUGCCAUUGGGAACGCUUCACCUGAGGGCGAGAAGGCCAUUAACGAAGCUUUGAACGGUGAAACUACCAAGGUCAAAAACCAACCAAAGCCAAAGAAGGAAGAGGCAGAGAAGGUGAAGCCAACCACACCGAAGGAAACAGCCAUUGCUUCCCUACCGGACAUCCUGAAGAGUGCCACAGACGCCAGGAAACACGCCCUGGCUCUGAAGCAUCUCAACUAUGCUGGGGAACUUGUCAGUGGCUUGAUGGGGUUUUCGACCAAAAUGGAAAAGAUCUAUGAGAAGAUCAAGGAGAUUCAGGAUAGUGAAGAUGAACACCGCUUCAAGAAGUUCAAUUCCAGUGUGGAGGAGCAACAAAGUUGGUACAAACAAGCGGAGGCUAGACUCUGGUGGUUGGGCCCGUGUGCCAACGAUGACAAGUGUUCCCCAAAAAACAGUUAUACUUAUAGUGACUAG